Messenger RNA from Monodelphis domestica (gray short-tailed opossum), 18413 nucleotides. RefSeq lists its product as uncharacterized. NCBI's taxonomy places the organism in Eukaryota, Metazoa, Chordata, Mammalia, Didelphimorphia, Didelphidae. The record is from RefSeq and is a predicted model, not a curated record.
UCUUUCUAAAGUUUAUAUUUGAAUUUGGCAUCCCCCUAGUCAGUAAAUUCCAGUGACUCCUUUCAUCUCCAGCAUCAAAUACAAAAUAUUUGGCUUUUAAAGUCCUGCAUAACCUGACUCCCUCUUACCUUUCCAUCCUCUUAUUCCUUACUCCCUGCCACAUUGUACUGUUCAGUAACACUGGCCUCCUUGGUUCCUCUAAGACAUUCCAUUGCCCAUUGACUGGGCAUUUUUCAUUGACUUCCCUUUUGCCUGGAAUGCUCUCCCUCCUCAUCUUGGCCUCCUUGGCUUUCCUGGCUUUUUUCAAGUUUCAGUUAAAAUCUCACCUUCAAGAAGCCAUUCCUGAUACCCUUAUGACAGUGCCUUCCAUCUGAAAUUAUCUCCAAUUUUUCUUGUAUAUGUCUUGUCUUACUCGUACAUAGUUGUUUGCAUAUUGUCUCCCCCAUUCGAUUGUGAGCUCCUUGAGGGAAGGGAGUGACCUGUCUUACCUGACUUUAUAUCCUCUGCACUUAUCACAGUGCAUGACACAUAGUAAAAGCUUAAUAAGUAUUUGUUGAUGACUUGACUUAGAUUCAACUAAAAGAUAUUUAAGAAUUUCUACAUCCAAGGAAAUCAGGAAUAAAAGAUGAAUUACACAGUUUGCCUGAGUGAUGAGCAAAAUAUCUCUUCUCAUCAAAAUAAGGACCUACCAUAAAUAAGGAUUUCUUUAUUCUUUAAAGCAAGACUUUAGUGUUGUAAUCAAACAAGCAAGACAGGAAGAAUGGUGAAGAAACAAAGACAAAUUCAAAAUCUGCUUUCAAGGAAAUUUUCAUAUUUAUAUAUGCAGUUCUAGUCUCUGUUGAUCUACAGUCCCAUGGCUUUAUCUGCCUCUAAGACAUCUGCAUGUCUGAUAGGCAUUUCAAACCCAACACAUCCACAACAUUCAAUUCUUUCUUCUGAGCUUUCCUGUUAUUAUCGACAUCCCCCCUUUCUCUUUAUCAUGCAGGCCCACAGCUUCAGUGUCAUUUUUGAUGUCUCAUUCACUCCACAUAAUCUUACCAUUUCUACCUUUAUAAAUCUCUGGUGUAUGUUUCCUUCUCCCUAUUCAUAACAGCCAACACCUAGUUCAAACCCUCAUUACCUCUCAAAUAUAUUAUUGCAAUCACCUUCUAACUGAUCACCUUGCCUCAAAGUGCCUCCCUCCAGUCCAUCCUUAAUUGCCAAGGUGAUCUUUCCAAAGUAUGGAUCUGACCACAUCAUCCCCUCUGCUCAAGGAACUCCAGUGGCUCCCUAUUAUCUCUAUAAUCAUAUAUAAACUUCUUUGACAUUAAGAUUUUCAUAAGCUGGUCCCUUCCACCAUUUCCAACCUUCUUGCACCUUACUCCCUCCCCUUCUCAUGUUCAUAGCUACACUCAAACAUAACAUUCCAUCUCUAUACCUUUGCACCAACUGACCCUUUCACCUCUGCCUCUUGGUUUCUCUGCCUACUGUCCUCGAGACUACUCAAAUCUAACUUUCUGAAGGAGACCUUUCCUGGUUCCAUUACCCCCACCCUAACCAAGAUGCUAAUGCUACACACACCCAUAUAUAGCUUAUAUGUGCCUGGAUAUUUGCAUGUUUUCUCCUCCAUUGCCAUAUACAUGUAUACAUUCUUUGAGUGCAAAGACUUUUUUUUUUUGCCUUCACAUUCCUAGCACUUGGCACAAUGUCAACACAUAAAUGCAGGGAGGUGGCACAGUGGACAGAGUACUGAAUCUGGAUUCAGAAAGAUCUGAGUUCAAAUACAGCUUUGGGCAUCUAUUAGCUGUGAUCCUGGGCAAGUCACUUAACCUCUAUCUGCCUUUGUUUCUCAUUUUUAAAAUGGAGAUAACACCUAAUGUUCAACAUUGUUGUGAGGAUAAAUGAGGUGAUAUUUUUAAGCACUUUGCAAACCUUCAUGUUCUGUUCUGCAAAAAUACCAGCUAUUAUUAUUAUUCUGUUGUUGACUGACCGACAUUCUAAUGAGAGAGACAAUGUGUACAUAUAUAGGUACAUAUUAAAGAGGAAGGCAUUGGCAAGUAGGGGAGCCAAAAAAGGCCUCAAAUAGAAAAUAAUAAUGUCAUUGAAAAGGUAGGAUGGGACCAGGCUGAUACAGGCUUUAAAUGCCAAACAGAGGGCUUGAUAUUUGAUCCUCAAAGUAAUAGGGUGUCACGGGAGUUUGCUGAGUCGGUGGCAAGGUUAAUAUAGUCAGACCAAUGCUUUAUAAAGAUUGAUUUGGCAGCUAAGAGAGUAAGAGGCUUGAGGAAGGAAACAUUUAGGAGCAGUGAUCCAGACAAGUGAUGAAGAUCUGUGAGGAGAAAGACAGAAAUAUGUGUGGAAUAUAUUGUGGAAGCAAUUUAUUUCCUUCAAGUCCCCCCCACCCCCUUCUAUAGGAAGCCUUUCCAAUGCAAGUACCUUCCCUCUGUUGAUCAUCUCCUAUUAACCCUGUAUAUAAUUCGUUUCUACAAAAAACUGUGUACAUGUAUAUGUAUGUAAAAAGGUUUCCCUUCUUAGAUUGGGGCAGGGACUAUCUCUUGCCUUUUGCUGCAGCCCCAGUGUUUAGUACAGUGCCUAGCACAGGUAGGUGCUUGAUAAGGGUUUACUGUCUGUGUUGGUGUCAUCUCUCCCUACUAGAUCAUAAGCUCCUUGAGGGUAGGAAAUGUUUUGCUAAAUUGUCUUCCCUUAUACCUAGUACAGUGCUCUGUAUAUAGCAUUAUAUGCUAAUAUGUUCAAAUAGCAUAUAUGUAUGGGGAACUUCAUUCCAAUAGAGAAAUCCUCAAAUUCAUUCAUGAGAGCCUUUGUUUCAAUAAGAUGGAUUAUACUAUGCCAUUCUUGAGUCCCAGUGGAUAGGUACCAGGAUGAAGCACACCGAGGCUUUAAGAUUGUAUAAGUCUCUUAAAAGGAACAGUACAAGUUUUAAUAAUAAAAAAUAGAAUGUCCUGCCUCAUGAAAGACUGAAUAUAGAGCAUUCUAGGCUCAUUAAUAACACAUUUGCAAAUCAACUUUCAGGGCAAACCAGCUCUGCAGCUGGCUAAUAUAAUCCAUUAUACUCAAGUUUUCAUUAAUAUUAUGGAGAUAACUUUAUUAAUUUCAAUAAUACCGUGUAACUAGCCCCAGAUUCUGGAGAUAAACCUAGUUUGGGCCCAGCAGCACUGUAUGCACUGACUAUGGUACUUAUUUAAUGAUAUACAAUGCAAUAUUGUACAGAAUGCAAGAAUGAGAAAAUAAUCCUUCCCAAAGCUGAAACUAGGGAAAGGUCAUAGUCUUUUUACUAGAGCAGAAAGUUUGCCCCUAAGUGAAAAAUGAAGAGGCCAUACUACUCUUAUUAAUAGGUCAGGACAGAGCCCACAGACAAGUGGGAGCUAUGGCAACAGGAGACAAGAUGACAGGAUGAUAAGAGCAGGAGCUAAAAGCCCCCCUAUAGAGGAAAAGCAACUUGACUGAGAUUCUGUAUCUUGUAGAAUCUCCUAAGGAAGCAGUAGAGAGAGGACAGGUGUUAUAAUUGGUGCAAUGGAGCAUGUCAUUCAAACUCUUAUCAGCCUCACUGUACUUAUUAGUAAAAUAAAGAGUUUGGAAUAGAUGGCCUCAAAGGUCCAUUUUAACUCUAAAUUCAUAAACCUUUGGAUUUAUGCUUCCACCUAGAGAUGGGGAAGGAAGCCCAGCCUCAAGACUUUCAAGUCUAAGAAGGAAGAAACUAGCAACCUUAGAACUUAGUUGUCAAGAAUAAAGUAGAAAAAAAGGAAAAAAAGGAAAAGGGGGGAGAACAAAGGAGGAAAUUAACAGCUCAUUUCCUCCCCUUAUGAGAUAGCUUACCAACCAAAGGUUUCUUGGUAUCCUUGAGUCUUUGUCUCUUCCCAUCAACUAGUUAAGAGAGAAUUCCUGUAAUUAACCUGAACUUUGACCAAAUGCUGCAGGCCCUACAUGGAAAUAUAUAUAGCUACAAUUCUAAUCCUAUAUCUGACAUUAGUCCAUUUCAGAAGAGGUUGGAUCAGAUGAUCUCUCUGGGCUCUUCCAGUGCUAAAUCCUAAGAAACUAUGAUCUUUACUCUGAAAGGCAAUGUGACUUAAUGGAUUGAUCCAGGAGUCUAAGAAACAACCUGACCAAAUUACCUACCCUCAAAGUGGCAGGUCUCUGAGGCUUUCCUUAUCCAGGAGCUCAGCAUUUAUUAGGUCCCUCAAUAGGAUAAAAAUGGCAAAGCAGUUGGUUUGAUCUCCGUUAUUUUUAGUCUCUAUUGCUUUUCACCCAGAAUUUGAGACUUCAUAUACUAACUGAUCAAAACAAUUAAUUUAUAAUGUUUUAAUCAGACAUUCUCUUCCAGAGCACCCUGCACUGUAGAUGUUUCUAUCCUUUCUCCAAAACCAAUUGGGGAAACCUUAGUUAGAUUUGCCAAGGAAUUUAGGACCAUUUAAUCAAAAUUUCCAUCUGAUGAAGCAAUCUCUUCUAGUGAUGGUGAACUGACAGCAUGACAAGGAAACCUUUUUUUUUUUACUGUCAAAACUUAAUAAUCCUAUAUUCUGCUUCUUAUGUGUUCUCUCUCUUUUUUAUAAUGACUAUAGGUAAAAACAGAUGUUUUUACUUAAAACAGUUACUAAGCUUUUAAUUCAUUUCUUAGAUAAGAUUUCAUAGUGUCCUUUAGGAGAACUAAAAGAGUAAACCUAAUGUGGUGAGUUUCUCAAAGGAAAACUGACUGUCCAGCAAGCCUUUGAAUCAGUCAGCAUGCAUUUAUUAAGUGCCUACUGUGUGUCAGUCUCUGUGUUAAAGGCUAGAAAUACAAGCAGAAAGACAAUUCCUGUCCCAAGGAACUUAUAUUGUAAUGGAGGAAAACAACACAAAAGGAAGCCAAAAAGGGAGGGAAGGGUAUCAGCUUUGGGGGACAUGUUGGAGAGUGUUCAGAAGCCAGCCUAAAGUAGAAUAGAGACUUAAAUAGAAGUUCUUGGAGAAGCCAUUCAAUAAGAAGGAAAAGAUAAAGAGCUGGAGGGUACUUCCAAUGUAUGAAUUCCAUGGCUGCAGUUAGCAUUCACUAUGUAGAGGGUUCUGGGGCAUGGUAGAAAUCUGGAGGGGGUACGUUAAAAAGUAUUUUUGAGAAAACAGCAAAGGGUUCUGAGAAAAGCACCCAGUGAUUAAAAGAAUGGAAAAAUAGAUCCUAUGGAGAGAGGUCAGAGCAAUAGAGACUGUUUAGUCUAGAAAAGAGAAAGCUAAGAUUAACUGUCUCCAAGUAUGUGAAGGGUUUCUGUGAUGGGGAUGCCAACCAGUUGUUUCCCAUAUCCUUGGAGGAUCAAGCCAAAGGACAUGGGUUUAAAGUAGGGAGAUUUCCUUUGGACAGAAAGCAGACCUCGUAGGUCAGCAUGACAAAACAAUCAGAUGGGCUAAUGAGGAAGCUUUGGAGUCUUCAUCCCUGGAGAGCCUCAGGAAUAGAAGAAUCAAGCUCCAAUGGAUUAAGCCUUUCCACCAGUCAUUGGAAGUUCUGGCAUUCACUUAAGCAGAAAAUGAUUGUGUCAUUCUUAUAUAAUUUGAAAGUACGUACCUGAGCAGUUUCUGAGAACAUACUCUGAUUGACGAUGUGUUAACUUUCUCAGCAAGGCUAGACAGCCAUUGAUCCUGCUAUGGAUUCCAUUCUGAAGACAGGUGUCAUGGUUAGGUAUUCUGAAAUCUGUAUCUAACGAAAAGUGUUAAUCCUCCAAACAAAAUAACAAGCAAACAACCUUUAGGCUUGAAUUUUCUCACCUCUGGGUUCAGAAAUCUGGGAGGAGAGAAUUUGAUAAAAAAAAAAGCCAAGGUGAACAGUUUCUUCUCUAAGAAGAGAAUUAACCAAGGGAGGGUCUCUUGCCAAAGUUCUUUUUGACUGACCCUUAGAAUGCAGCUGUUAAGGUAGUUGCCUGACUUUUUCUCAACUAAAAGGACAGCAACAAAUGGGAAACUAUUAAUCUUAACAAUAUCUUACUUAUAGUAGCAAUUACAAUCAGCAUUUAUUAAGCCUCAGGACUACCCUAAGCAUCUGCUGGGCACAUUUGUCUACUCAGGAAGUAAUAUAAGCUGCAUGUGUGCAUUAAUUUUCAUUUUAAGCAUCUGGGAAUCACAUUCCUUGAAAUGAAUUUAGACAGAUUAACUUUAUUUGGAAGGGGGAAUAACAAGAAAGAAUUUAGAUUUGUUUUGUUAUGUAACAUUGAGAAUUUCUAUAAUGCUACCCACAAAUAAUAUUAUCCAUGCUUGUUUAGGAAUAAAAUCAACAAUUUGGAAAAUGUAUUUGGGAGGGACAGCUAGGUCCCUCAGUGGAUUUAGAGCCAGGUCUAGAGAUGGGAGGUCCCAAGUUCAAAUUUGGCCUCAGAUACUUCCUAACUAUAUGAUGUUGGACAAGUCACUUAACCCUCAUUGCCUAGCCCUUGCCACUCUUCUGCCUUGGAAUUAAUACGCAGUAUUGAUUCCAAUUUGGAAGGUAAGGUUUGGGGAUUUUUAAUGUUUGGGGGGACAAAAAGGACUCUCCCUCUUGACAGUUUGGGGGGGAAUCAUGGACAGGCAUAUGAUUUUAUGAGUCAUAUGUCAUAGCAUCACAGAAUUUUUUUGAAUACUGUAGUUGAACUCAAGAAGACUUGAGUAUGAAUCUUACUUUAGACACCUGCUAGUUAGGUGUCUACACUGGAAAAGUCACUUAAUCUCUCUCAGCCUGUUUCCUUAUUUGUAAAAAUGGAGAUAAUAGAAACUACCUCAUAGGGUUGUUGGGGGGAAAUUAAAUGAAAUUAUAUAUAUCAUAUAAAAUGUGUAUAUAUCUAUAUACAUGCAUAUAUAAUGUUUUGUAAACCUUUAUGUACAUAAAUGUGAGCUAUUAUAAUUAUUCAUUUUAGAGCCAGAUUGAACCUGAGCAAUCAUCUCUACUAACCCAGUACCCUAAAGAAACCAACAGGAACCUCCACUAUAGCAUUCUUGACAAUUUGUCAAGCCUCUGUUUGUAGAUAACAAUAAGGGAGGACCCAUCACCUUUUGAGGCAGACCACUCCAAUUUUGGAAAGUUCUAGUUGCUAAGGAGUUUAUUUUUGUUUUUUCCCUGAUAGUCUAAAUUUGCUUCUUCCAUAUGGCAGACCCGCAAAUAUUUAAAGCCAGCUAUUAUGUCCACUCUUAAUCUUAUCCUUUUUAGGGUAAACAUAUCCAGCAUAUGGAAAAAUGGACAGCAGGAAGGAAGGGGCAGAUUUUCAUGAGAUUUUCAGAUAAAGGUCUGGACAUGCAACUGUUAUGUCUCUAUUUCCCCAUAAGGCAAUAACAUCAAAUCAAAAUGGCCUACUUAUGAUGAGAAAGUUAGAUUUCUAACUUCCAAAUUAGCAAGCUUGUAGGAGAGAGUUUUCACUAAUUCUAACUAGAACCAGCACAGAACUGGUUAAGUUAAGCUGGUUAAGGCACAGCCUUAAGUGCCAGCAUUAUAUAAAGGGAGCCAGGCCUUGGAGAGGGGACAAGAUUUCUCUAGCCAUUCAGAGGCAUUCUCACUUCUUUCUUCAUCCAUCAGAACAUCGCUACACCAGGGAUCUGUAAUUUCCUUGCUAUGGAAGCUAUCUUUAACAGUGGAGAUCAUAGUCUGCUUAUAGCUCAUGGGGAAUUACAUAAAGCAAUUGAAGUUCAUUGAUUAUCAGAGGAAAUUUGUUCUAAAAAAUUGAAGAACAUGAGCAUAGGAAAGAAUUUGGUAUUGUAAUGUUUAGCAAACACAUAUUAGUUGGGAGGCGGUAUGGUAUAAGUGGGUAGAGCACUGGCACGAGAGUCAAGAAGACCUAGGUUCAAAUCCAGCCUCUGACACAUACUGGUUAUAUGUGACUUUGGUCAACUUACUUAGCCUUUCCAUGUCCUAAGCAUACUAAUAACACUUAAUUGCGGAAGUUGUUCAUCUAGGUUGGAGAGAGGGUUUCCUCACUGAGAUUUUCCUAUACCAGUGAGAUUACAGAUUAACCCUUAAAAUGCUUACCCAGAAACAAAGAUGUGUGGCAAGAACCAAAUAUAGUAAUGUAAGCAUUUUUGUUUUCAGUGAGCAACAAAUCCAAGAGCUCAGAAUGGAGAAGGCAAAUCAAAAUGAAUUAGUAUGAUUUUCUUCCAGCUGUUGUUCUAGCUUUGCUUAUGCCUAUAGGGCAUACCCAGACUGGCCACACUUCUGCACUUCUCUAAGAGGAAGCAAUUUAGAAGGAAUACCCCAUGUGUGUCAUGGCAGACCCUUUGACCAUGUUGGUGAACCUAUGGCACACAUGCCAGAGAGGGUAGUUCCCUUACCCCUCUCCACAUGUGCCUGGGGACAUGUCUCACAUCACUGGCCCCGCUGCCCAGCAGUCCAAUGGGAGUGCUUCCUCCCUCCCCAUCCAGGGUAAGGUGGGGGGGCUCACAUGUGGCGUGAGGGUUGCAGCUUGGACACUCCAGUCUCUAAGGUCUCUAAAAAGUUCACCAUCACUGCCCUAUAGCAUGUAAUUUAGUUGGAGAGGAGGAAGUUACAAACUGGUUUUGGUUCUGAGCCAAUCCAGGUGAAGUAAAGACCACCUUCCUCAAGCAAGUUGGUCUUCAAUGAAGUAUUGGAAGGAAAAAAUUGAGCCUCUCUAUUUAAACCAUGGAACACAAAAUUGCAACAAAUUGUCAUUUCAGAAGAUGAAUGGCACAGGAUGUGCUUAAUGGUGAUCAUAUCAGCCUUGUUAUGAUGGCAGGUCAUGUAUAUUAUAAAUUACAUUUAUCAAUAAUAAUAACAGUAAUAGAGGUAGUAUAGUUGAGAUAGGGCUGGACCUGGAGUCAGGAAAGGGUUCAAAUCUAUUAAAUCUAUUUCAGACAUUUCCUGGCUGAGGAUCACACUAUUUUGUGCCUCAGGCAAAAAUUCACAAGGACUUAAUCUACUAAAGUAAGAUAUUUUGAGUGAAGUAAAUUUUCCCCUAGGGAGUUUUCCAUGCUAGUGAAAUCAUCCUCUUUCCCAUGUAUAAGCAAAACUUAGUGGUCCAGCCCCCACAUAUAAUACUCAUGUAGGUUUAAUCACAUGAGGAGGGAAGCUGAAAGCUGGAAAGUAAUAGGUUAAGAUUAAGAACUAGAGAAAGUGAGGCUUAGAUGAAACAAAGAGACACAGAGCACGGAGAAAUUUUGCCUGGUGUUAGCAGGUCAGCACUCAAGAGUCAGAGAGUGUCCAAGAGAGCUGGCUGAGCAAAGUGCACUGUUUAUUAUAGGCUUCAAGGAUGUGGGGCUUGUGUGAUGUCAAUCUAAGAAGUGAAACAACAGAAGUAUUAGCAUACUAUUGACAACAGAUUGUAAGAUAAAGGAAUGGAUAGGAAGAAAAAAGCUCAUUUGAAAGUCCUUCCUGCCUGGAACACUGGCCCAAGUCUAUUCAGAUCUAAGAGUAUGUCUUUGACAUUUCAAAGGGCCUUUACAAAUAGUUAGCUAGUUUCCAGACUGCAGAUAAUAAUAGAGGCUUGAUUUUUAAGUUCCACAAAAUUAAAAAUCCAACCAAUUUAAGGAUUCAGAAAUCAAUCAUGUGAAAUAUAGAAAUAUAUCCAUUAGUCUGGUCCAUGAACACUUUGCUCAUUAGAAUCAGCUUUUGAAUACAUCUUUAAUACCUUCAUGAUUUGUUAUAAUUGAAACCCUUCAGUAACAACAACAAUAAUAAAAUAUAACAACUGUUUAAAAACUACUUGGCACCUUGAGAUUGUCAUUUAGAGGAACAAGCAUUCCCACCUCAGCCCGAAGCCCCAAGCAAGCUAUGAGAACACUAAGUCUUCUGUACCACAAAUCUCAGAAUGUCAGGUAAUUCUCAAACUUAUUAUCUACCCAUAUCUGUGAGGGAGAAGCAGAGAGAAUCAUCCUGGAGCUUAGAAUCAUGAUACAUCUCUAAAAAGAGAAUUAUAUCAAAUGAUCUCUGAAGUCCUUUUAGUAUUGUAUAAUCUAUGACCUUACAAGAAAUGUCCUUCCUAGUUCCCUAGCUUAUCUUUAAGGAUUAGAGAGGGCUGUAUAGUCUGCAUUUUCUGUUGAGGUUUUAUCUAGAAAAUUUCACAAAAAUAACCCAGAAGGAGUUUUCCCAACUCUAGUAGUCAUGUAGCAUGCAAGGGUAUAUAGAUAAAAGAGAUGGGGAAAGGAUGAUGGUGGAGUACAUGUCUUCUGAUUAUAAAGAAAGUUUAUUGGUUGACAAAUAUUAAAGGUUUCCCCAAAGUUCCCUAGCACUACAUUUUCCCACCUCUUCUUCAGUGUGCAACAACAAAUGAAUAUAUGUGUGUACUGUAAUGGAGGGUGGUUUUGGAGAUGGGAUGAGAUGUUUAAUUAUAGGCCAGAAUCAGAAGAAUAACUGUUUUGGGAAGGCCAACUGUGGGCUGACAAGCUAAUAGGUCCAGUCCAGGCAGAGCCUGUCCUGAGGCAAUAAACACAGACCACUAUAUAACAGGGACAGAUGUUGGUUGGAUUUAUUAAACAAGGGAAGAUGAAAGGGGGAUUUGGAUAAUUCCAAGCUAAUGUCAACUAACUAACCCCCCCCCCAAUCUAAAUGUCCUGUUACCAGGAGUCUUCACAGAUUUGAACUACACUGAUCCUUACCUAUCUGUCUAAGAUCCCAGAUCCUAAUAUAAAUAAACCUACACUAACCAAACCCCCACCCUUUUGAUGGUAAUAGAGGUCAUGGGUUUUGGCCAUUAGGCAGGACAGGGCCCAGGGAGAGGUCCUGGAUCCAGAAGGACCCCACACCUAAUCUUACAGACAGAUGGUUCAGGAUCACACUAGGAAGCUCUGUAGAUAUUAACCAGCCAGUAGGGAAGCAGGUAGGAUGGAAAAGAUAAGGUAGAAACAGCUGCCAAGGGAAAGCAGCCAGUCCCUCUUGGUCAAACCAGAGAAAGACCCAGCUCCAAUCCUCCCGCAUUCUAGAAUCUUUUCUCUGCAUCUGCAUCUCCCUGCAAACCCACCUCAUAUGCUCAAAUCCUCUCUUCCUUACAACACGACAUAUAUAUAUCUAAUGUGUAUAAGAAAUAUACACAUAUAAUGAGUGAAUAUAUGUAUAUACUUUUACACACAUAUAUUCAUUUAUUAUAUAUGUACCAUAUAAUGCAUAAUCAUUUAUUAUGUAUAUAUAGACAUUGCAUAUAUAUUAUACUGUAUGUAUAUAUUUAACUCCUAUUAUAAUAGCUGACAUUUAUAAACAUUUUACAUGUAUUAGUUCAGAUACACAGAAGUAGCCUAGUGGAAUGGUUUGAGUUGGCUUUGAAAUCAGCAACAUGUGGAUUCAAGUUCCUUAACUGCUCACUGAACCAAAUCAUUCACUCUUAUUAGAUUAUACGUUGCAGAGACAGUAGUGAUCUCCAUUGGUAGAGGGAGUUCUUCACCCAGAGCUCCUGGCAUUAAUGAAAUCACAAAGCCAGAAAAAAAAAUCUUAAUUGCCAUCUGAUUCUUUUCUUAAAUUGCCAUACAUUGAUUGCACAUGUAUAAACCAUGUCAAAUCACUUAUCAUUUCAGAGGUGGGAGGGGAGGGAGAGAAUUUGGAACUCAAAUUUAAAAAGAUGAAUGUUAAAAAUUGUUUUAACAUGCAUUUGGGAAAAUAAAAUGUAAUUAAAAAUUAAAUGGCUAUGUACAUAUUUCCAUUUAUCUGGGGCUUUUCUUGAAAGGGUGUAUUGGACAAAAACUCCUACUUAUGGGCUAACAAGGAGAGAGUUAGCUGUCAGCUUUGUACUGAUUCCCAACAGAGACAACAGAUAAAGCACAGAACAUGGAUGAAAUUUAUAAGAUCGCCUCCACAGAGAGGAUCCAGCAGCUGGAAAAAGAAAUGGAGGUUCAGCUGGCUGAACUUAAGACAGAAAUACAAGAACACGGAGCUCUUAGGAGAUCACCUCAUAGGGUGUACAGUUCUGUCCGAUUACCAAAGGAUGUUUCUUACUUUAGAAAAGAAAGGGAACUGGCAUUAAGGAAAAGCUUACAGGUGGCUGAAUCAAAGCCCCUUGUUAUUCAAGCGGAUGUCAUUCAAGCGGAUGUCCUGCAGAGGGAGCUAGAAAGCUGUUUGAGGAAAGAAUACACAGUUGAAAACUUACCUUUACUUCUGUACCAGUUUUACACAGAGAGAAUGAUCCAGUUGGUCCAGAGCAAAUACUUACACAUGUUUAGGUGGAAGAGGUUCUGCCAGCAAAGUAGUGCCAUGGAACAACUUUAUCCUCUUUACCAGGAGCAAGUUGGGCACAUUAUAAAGGAGUACGAUGAUGCUGUUCAGAGAGCUGAGAGGCUGGCAGUUGCCCGAGAAAACUUACUCAUGGGAAAGAUCAAUCCUGGACAGCUGGUAACACAGGAAGACCUAGUUAUCUAUACCAGGUGGCUAGUGUGUCACCUUCAUUCACUUAGAGACAUUCACAGCUUCCUGAGGGUACUACAGUACCUGCCUAUAUCUGACAGAUUGGAAGUAGCUGUAGAGGAACACCCUGAUCUGAAUCAAGAAAAUGGAGAUGUGUACACUAGACAUAUAGACCCUGAGACUCAAUCUACUCAUUGCCAGAGUUCUGGCUCUCCAACUUCUUCAGGAACCAGCACAUCAGGAUCGAUCAGAGAAGAAGCUACCCCUAUUCUGCCUCACCAUAAAACAGAAGCAGGAGAACUGAAGCCUCAGCUAGAACUCCUUCUGUCUCAUUUCAAUAUCUGCUAUAACACAGAGAAGCUAAAGAAUUCUGCUGACGAGAUGGAACUCUUUUCCAUGGUUGUUCAGAAGUUUCAGAGCAUCUUCCAUGAACAACAAAGAUUGAGAACAUUUCCAGUAUAUGAUGUCAAGGACGUGAAAGUCCCAAUCCAGGAUUCAUUAAAACCUAGCAUGACCUUUAAAAAGACAGCCGACUGGAUUACCUUCAUAAAGAUUAAGCCAAAACGUGAUCCUUGGCAGCAGAAGCUUUUGACCAAACUAAAGGAAAAAAACAGAAUAGAUUCAUUGAUGCAGCUGCACACAAAGUUCCUGAAGGUUUCCAACCCUCUGCGAGUGAUGAAGGCACUGCAGGCUCAUGCAUCAGCAACCCUGGAGCCAGCCUCAGGGUUUCAUUCCUUUGGGAAUUCUCAGGAUUUGAACCUGUAUACCUAUGACCAAAUCUGGGAGGAAAUAUAUAGCAACAUCAAUCUUCACCAGGGAGAAAAUACAGAGGAGGAAGAUCUUUUUGUGGAUGGCAGUGACCCUGCUGGACCCCAAAUCAGUCUCAACCAAUGUGCUGGGGGACUUUCGAGGAAGAAGAAACAAAUAGGGUAUAGUUACCUAGGGACCCUACAAUUGCUGGGACUAGAUGAAGGUGAUGAGACUGAAAAGAAAAAUCCUGUCAUGAUGAGAGGAGCCUAUCUAUCCUUCCUGUAUCUUCGACACCUAAAAAUCAGAGAGCUACAGCGUAUCUGUUUAGGAAUUCUGAAUUAUUUCAGAUCUGUAGAACGAGCCCUAACAAUCCACACCUCAGGCCUCACCUUGCAUUCAGGGAAUUUAGUUUCCAGUACUGAAGAUGCCUUUCCGGUAAAUACCAGAAGAGGAGGAAGUAGUAGUGUCCUUCAGAGCCUGCAAUCUCACCACCAUGUUCAUUAUACACCAGCAGAUCACAAGGUCCAGAAUGCCCAAUUCAUGGAAUUCUCAGAAAUGGAGCAUCAGGAUGACUUCUACACUAUGAAAGAUGGAUACAUCCAUGUCCAAGAUCAGCAGGGAGCUUACGUGAUGUACGAUUGUGCCUUACAAGAUCUGGAAGAACUGGAGAACCAGAUACUACUCCUAGUGAGCCAUUACAUCGAGAGAGAAAAAAGUCACAAAGGGACCCAUGAAUCCAGGGACAGCAGCCUUCCAGCAUGGGCCCAUGCAAGUGUGGAUCGAUUUGCAGUGAUGUUUGACAUAUGGACUUGGGAGGCCACUCUUCUAGAAAACAAAUGUCAGCUUCUUGACAUUUACUUUGAAGCUUAUCAACAUGUCUUUGAUCAAGAAGAAAGAACUGCCUUGGCACAGGUGAUGACAGACAUCAUAUACCGCCGCCCCAGGUUUGAUUUUAGCCACCCUUAUUUUGGGAAGAUCUACAGAGAUGAGUGCAUUAACCUAAGGCUUCAUCUGCAGCUGGUGAGGGACGUAUUCAACAGACAUAUAGAGUCACAACGGAAAUAUAUCCAAAGAAUAUGGCGAGAUGGUAAAAAAAGCAAUAUUAAUGAAUUUGGACUUCCUCCAAACAUAAUUUGCAAAAAACUUAUCUCUAUUAACAACAGCUGCCCAGCUUUAAAAAACAUUUACCUGUUGGAGUUCCAUCCUUCCCUCGGCCUGGUCUCCCUCAUCCCCACAGCUCUGCAGCACCUCUUCCGGGAGUUUCACCACAUCUUCAGGCCCCGAACGGCUCAUGGCAUCACCCUUCUGGAGAAACAGGUGCUCCAGCUGGCCCUGGAUACAUGGAGGUCUGGGAGAAAGCCCGAGUCUCUCUACAGUGCCCAGCUUCAGAAAGAUUUAUUUUCAGAUGCCGUGAUGGGCGAUCCCUUUCUUGUGGUUGAGACAGGCAUGCUGGUUCUAGACUCUGUAACAGGGGAAGGAAAGAAACAAAGCAGAGAUUCUCAAGCUUUUCUUCUGGAGACCUUCUCUAGACUUUUGGAACUCUUGACUCUCCGCCACCGACUGAUAGAAAUAAGUGUAGAAAGUGCUCACUUAGCAUGGCUCUACAAGAUAUUUGCCCAAGAAAUGGGUUUUGAUGAGUUCCAUUUAUACUUGAGGCCAGUCUACUUUGAAUUUGUAUCACAUAAGGAGAAGGCAGAGCAACCACCUCCAACAUUCAUUACAACUCUCCUAGAAGAUAAUAGUCGUGUAGACAGAUAUGCACCCUCUACACUUCCGUUGGCCAUCUCUGAAGUAGAUGAUAAUCAUGUUGGAAAAUUUAGUUUUCACACAAAGGAAAAUAUGUUUCAGCUCUUGUUACAUUCUGGAGUGGAAAACAUGCAAGUGACACUUGCUUGCCAGACUGCUCAGAAAAAUGCUCUCAUGGUCACUGUCCAGCAGGCUGCCUUCUGCCACAGUCCACAGUCCAUCUGCCCAGUGGACAGACAGGAAGGAAGUUCUCAUCUGAGGAGCCAUGAGAGGGCAGAUUCCACCCAUGGAAGGAACAGCACUGGGAAUGGUAGAGAAAGCACAUCUUUGGCCAUUGAAGACUCAGGCUCAGUCUUCCCCUCUUCUCCAGGAGCCCAGGCUACUAAAAGGACGCCAGAGGCUUUUGUGUCUAUUCAACUGGAAAAGCUGGGACUACGUGACAUGAUGUUGAGUACCUUCCUCCAAAGGAAGGAGACCAUGAACAAACCAGUAAAGAAGCCUGAUGAAAUUGAGAAAGUCAAGAGAGAAGUGAUUGUAGAAUACUGUCAGAAGCUAAAUCAUUGCAUGUCCCAGUACUCUCUCCGGGGGCAGAUCAUUGCUUACUGCAACAGCCUAAGAGCCCUGCUGGAAGACUUUCCUACCAUCAGAAAUACCUUCUUCAUGAUUGGGCAGUCACACGAGAGAAAAGGAGAGAGGGACUCCAAGGAAGGUCUCCAGGCUAACCCCAGGAAUUUUCAGUCCCGGCCACGACGCUUGCUGUCUUCUGAUGGAAGAACCUUCCUCAAUUUAUGGUUCAUACCCCACCACUUGGAAGUGUUGAUCAUGUUCAAAACUCUUCCAGAAAAGGCAGCCUUUAGGGCUCUCAAGCUCACUUUGAGGAUUAUAGCCUCCUUGCAUGACAUCGUCGCCUAUCUCUUCAGCUUUGCUAAACUUGGAAGUGGCAAGGAAUCUUUCCAUCUUCCUCUAAGUCCCAAACCACUCAAAGCUGACUGGGGAGGAAUUGAAGGCAUUGGGGCUGAACUUAGAGAUGUGCAGAGAAUGAUCGACAGCCUUCAGAACCCCCAAGAUCCUAACCAAGUAGCCCAGUCACUGAUGAUCAGAAGAGAAGUUAUGUUUCUACAGUUUGACACAGCCGUGAGACACCUUAUCCGGGGAACAUUUUUGCUUGCUGGAAACAUUUCUGCCUACCAGACUGUCACAGAUUCCUUAUUCCACGCAUUACAGCCAAUGAACAACUCUCUGGUAAAGUCUGUGUUUGCUUCGCAAUUCUGCCUUCCUCAGCCCCUUGAUCCACAGAGCCACCAGGCAUUUGUGCUAUUUCCUUGGAGGACAUUCUUGGCAGAUGGAGGACCAUUUCCUGUUCUCCUCAGCAGCCCAGACCCCCUUGAGUAUAAUAUGCAGCUGUGCCUGUGUGGCCUGAAGGAUCAAGACCGAAAAGUGGCUCACGGGGAGCUGACAUCUGUACAGUUACUGAUGGAGGAUGUGCUCCUGUGCAGCUACGAUAGGAUGACGGAGGAUCCCCAAGGACUGCACACCUCACUGGAGAAACACACGCAGUCCAAAGUGAUCAAAAUGGCUGAAUUAAGUGGAAAUCCAUCAUGGGGCAGCCUGAAGACCUCUAGAACACUGGAGAAGCAACGAGAUCCACUGCCCGCCUAUGCCUUCCUCAGAUCUUUUCUUAUUAUCUGGAAGCAGCUUGAGGUGCUAAAGGAGGGAUGGGGCCGGCUCAGACUAGGGGUGGCAAACAUCAACACAAUUGCUCUAUAUCAACAGUUUUUGGAGCUUUACGGAGCUGAUAUUCUUUAUCCUACUAUGAAAACCAUAGCCAGGCACAUGGGUAAAGAAGAUGAAUUUGAAGGACUAGUAAUAAGUUGUCGGUCUAUACUUCCUCCCAAAGGAGCUUCAGAAGUUGAAAUCAAAACCCGCCAGCUUCAAAAACUUCUGGAAAAUCUUGAAAUUCAUAUGAUCCAUGAGGUAUUAAGAAAAGUUAACAAAGAAAUAGCCUUAGUUAUGUCAGAAAAGGCUAAAGAAGAUUCUGGUCUCCCUACAGAGCUCUGGAAACACCAAGUUCUAAAAGAAAAUGUGCCCAUUAUAAGGCCACAAAUAGUUGAAAAUUUUAUACAGCGGUUGAUGGAAAAUUCCCAAGAUGGUGAGCUUGAGAUCACCUUUAAGAAAGACCACCUGGACGCGUGUCUCCUUUCUCUGGGCUGUGAUGUGAUGGCCAGAGAACGCAGCAACUUCGAGACCUAUUCUGAGUUUUAUGAACAUUUGUUGCAGCAGGCCCGCCGGAUGCUCCACCAGAAGGAACAAGAACUAAACACAGUAAGAACAGCUCAAAGUCCACCUGAAGAAAAUGUCCAUCAGGUUGCGGGGCUCAUGCAGGAUAUGAUCUUGGAAAUCACUGCUCUUAGAGCCAGGCUCACAGAUCUAGAGGAUGAGAAUCUCAACCUCAAGGAAAAAAUAAGAAAAGAAGUCCAAGAGGAAUAUGAAGCCUUAGUUCAAGCCUUAUUUGUGACCUGUUUACACAUCAAAGAGAAGCUGGAUGAAUAUCAGCUUAAAAUGAGCCGGAAAGUAUGUGAUCUCAUCGGUGAAGUGAGAAAAGAAGGGGUUGACAGGAUGAUUGAUCUGAAGAAAAAACUUGGCUUCAGCAAAGCUGCUAAUGGAUCAAAAGAAAAUUUAGCCAAAUCAAUAGGGAUGGUGCCCCUUCGUUGGCAGGAGCAGCUUCAGGCCUUACAGGAGGAAAACAGGCGCCUGGAGGAGCUGGUGAGCAAGGGGAAGGCCAUCAGCCACUGGAGACUAACCGUGCAGGAGCGGCGGCUCCAGGGGCAGCUAAGAAACACCCAAGAGGAAGCUACUCAAAACAAAAAAAAGUAUUUGCAAACCAAAAUAAUGGCAGAACACGAGAGUCUUUUACUGCAACAACAAUUAUUGGUCUUAAGGAAGGCCCUGGCCACAUUUCAAGCUAAGAAUUCAAAGAUGGAGAAGCAGCUUGACACACAGAAACAGUUGUUGAAGGAAUUUGAAUACAAAAUGACCCAUGAAACUCUAAAUAGGCAGCACUUGGAUGCAAUGAAAACAUCCAGCAUGGGGAAAUUAUUGGAGGACAUGGAGAAGAAAGAACAAAGACUCUCUCUCCUAACCGAGGAAGCAGAAAGAUCUUCUAAGUUGGGCCAACUUCAACAAAAGAAAAUUAAGAAAGAAAUUCAACAGAUAAGAAGCCAGCUUGCCCAAGAACGAAGUUUAAAGUUGGAUGCUUUCCAGCGGGUGGAUGAACUGCAGAGUCAGCUUUAUGAUAUAGAAAGUGCAUCAACCCAAAUAAACUCAUUGGGAGGCCUUCCAUCAUGGGCUAACCCCACUCGAAGCUCGGCCUCCACUCCGUGCAAGUAUUCCCAGCCGUGCCUUUUAAAGUCUGAGCUGAAAAGCAGCGAAAUAAAAAGGAUUCAAAGGCCCAGGACGGUACCCACUAAAUGCAGAAGAAGAGAAUCUUGCUUACCCAAUGUGCCCGAGAUUGUUCAGCCAGCAGGUGUCCGAAUCUCUACCGCUCAGCAGGCCACCUCUCCACUCAGGCCUACACACUGGUAAUCACAGCUGCUCUUUUCAAGUUCUAAAAGGAAUUAACUAUUCCCCUGCUCAAGUUACUGAAUAAAAAUGGUCAUAGAACAUUAAA